Molecule: messenger RNA, 550 nt
Organism: Panicum virgatum (switchgrass)
Lineage: Eukaryota; Viridiplantae; Streptophyta; Magnoliopsida; Poales; Poaceae
Product: 14 kDa proline-rich protein DC2.15-like
Exons: 1
Coding region: 90-470 (126 amino acids)
Source: RefSeq, a predicted model, not a curated record
CUCGCUGCUCAAGAGCUCUAACCACCUCAGCUAGAGCGAUCGCGAGUUAGCUUGUUGGCUUGUGAUCAAUCGAGGAGCUAGCUAUAGCAAUGGCGUCCAAGGCGUUCGUGCUGUUCCUGGCCGUAAACCUGGUGCUGCUGGGCGUGGCCAGCGCGUACUCGCCCUACGACGCAACCUCGUCCACCUCAACGCAGACCACCACGCCAGGGUCGCCCGGCAAGUGCUCCCUGGACUUGCUGAAGCUGGGCGUGUGCGCCGACGUGCUGGGCCUGAUCAAGGCCCAGGUGGGCACGCCGCCGGCGCUGCCGUGCUGCUCCCUCCUCCAGGGGCUCGUCGACCUCGAGGCUGCCGUCUGUCUUUGCACCGCCAUCAAGGCCAACGUGCUCGGCAUCCAGCUCAACCUCCCCAUCAACCUCAGCCUCAUCCUUAACUACUGCGGCAAGAGUGUGCCCAGCGGCUUUCAGUGCUGAUCUAUCGCGUCUCGACGUAUAUAUAUGAUGAAUAUAUGAGAGCGGCCUUGCAUUGCUUUGUUGCAUGGUUUGCUUGCUCC